UGCUUUGCGCAUGCGCGGAGCGCCCGCGGAAAUUCAAACGCUCGAGCUCAGCUGACAGACGCAGACGUUUGAAAAUUCCACAAACUCUGACACGGUUAUUUUACUGAGGUAUUAAGAUGGAAAAUCAAAAGAGACCGAGAGAUCCGCUGGAGGAAAACACUUCGGCCUCUAGUGAACUUGAAAAUGUGUUGAAGAAAAGGCGGUUGGCAGCAGGGGGAGAGGAGAACCUGGACCCCAAGAAAUCCCCUGCCAGGACACGCUUGAGAUUGGCAGAGCUGGAGGUGAAACCAGACACUCCUGCCAUAGCCUCCAUCCGCUCCAGAGUCCAGCAGCUCCGCCAGAGACGAGAUGUACCAUAUUUACCACAUUUUUUUUCUGUAACAGAACCUGGGAGUUUGAACACUUCCGCUCUAAUUGACAAGAUGUUUGACGACGUCCUGCAGCAUGCAGACAAGGAAGCUGAAGGUGAAGAUGGAAAUAAGGAAGAGGAGGUGGAGAAAGAUGAGAGCAAUUCAUCAGAGACUGAAAAGGAAGCCAAAACAGAAUCGGACACAGCUGAAAAGAAAGACAAACAGGAACCGGUCACAGUCACAUUAAAUGAGGAUCCUCUUGACCAGAGUGAGAUGUGUGAAGAGGGUGAAGAAACUCCUGAAGCCAGUUCUUCAACAGAUAAAGAUAAGGAGCUACAGUCUGUUGAAGAUGGUGAAGGAGAAAUUAAGGAAGAGAAGGAGAGCGGCACCAUGGGUGAUGAGGACUUUCUAACCCUGCCGCCCAGCUGUAUUAUUUCUCCUCUCAGCAAAUCUGUUGAGGCUGUUGUCACACCACUGAAGAUUGAAAUCACUGUGUCUGAGCCAUCAGUACAACCGCCCUCAACUGAAGAAAUGACAGCUAGUCCUGCUGACAGUGUUCCACCUUUAUACAGCAUUGACGCCUACCGCUCACAAAGGAAGAUCCACCCCCCUUCUACUCAGAGCUUGACCCCUGGAGUUCAGAAGCAGGUUCAAGAGAAGACCUGCUCAAAAAAGCCCAUCAACAUCAAGGAAAGAAUUAAGGCUUUAAACGAGGAGGCAGCCAAGUUGCAGACAAUCAUUACACAGACGCUGCAGGCUCUGAGCUGUUGCAGUGAUGAGGAACAUGGGAAAGGUUCCCAGCAGGAGGCCGAGGCUGAGAAACUCCUGCUUGUCUCUAGUGAGAAGCGAGCAGCAUUACUGGCAGAGGUUAGCAGGCUGAGAGAGGGUGAGUCUGAUGAACCAGACUCCCAGAAUGCACCUCUGCAGCCCUGCAGAGGCACAGUCAGCAUCAGCAGCAUACAGCUGCCCCUCAAGGUGGAGUUUGUGUGCUCUGCUCGCACAGGCCGUCCAACGCACUACUUCUUCGUUUUGAUCCGUUAUGGCCCAUGUAAUAUUGUGGCAACGCCUUUGGCUACAGCUGCUGAUGCCCAAAAUGGAGACACCAUCACUUUCCCUACUUCUAUUAUACUACAAGACAUUCGCUCCAGUUUUGAGAUUGAUGUUGAGGUCUACAGUUUGUCCAGUACUCGGAGUAAUACCUGCAGUAUGAGUGCUCCGCAGUUCCGCAGCUCAACAAAGUCAAGGGUGACACCCAAGAAGAUUCUCCACAGCAUCACAAAAUCUAACCAGAGUGUGACUUCUGCUACUCUGCCUGGUCUGAGUGCCCAGCGCUCUAGUAACUUCACAUUAGUGGGCUCUCACAAGAUUACCCUGAAUUCAUUGGGACAGAGCAAGUUCCCUCUGGACAAGAUGAAAUUUGAAGGCAAAAUCAGGCGACUCCUUGGAGAUGAGUUUCAGGAAAAGGUUCCCUUCCUCUCUCCUCUAGAGGGCCACAUAUAUCUGCGGCUGCACAAUGAGGGCCACUCCAGCGUCCAGCAUCAGGGCUUUUUGACCAUGUUUGAGGAUGUGAGUGGCUUUGGAGCUUGGCAGAGGUUCUACUUCCUUCUGGAAGGAGGACACCUGCUCUACUGGAACUACCCGAAUGAGAUGGGCAACAAGCCAGCAGAUGGCAGUCUCUCUCUCUUUGGAUUCUGCAGUGUAAAGCCUGUGGAGCGAGAGUGCUGUGCACGGCCCCACACCUUUGAAUUAGAAGAGACAAACACCCUCCAGCAAGAACACAGCCAGACCUUGAAGAAGUGGUGGUUUUCAGCGGACACACGGGAGGAGAGGUCUGACUGGAUGGAGAAACUGAAUCAGACCUUACUGGACUCUGUAACGUGGAAUAGGAAGCCUGUCUCUAACGAUAACAGGGCCAGCACAUCCUCUAACACCAGAAACUCUCGUGAGAGUAUCCUGUAACACAACACACAUGUGAACCCUCACCAUGUAACACUAAGAAAGGAGAUCUCAGAGAAGAUCAUAUGUGGCACAAAAAAAAUACAAGAAGAGCUUCUGAGAAUAGAAGCAGCCAAAAAUAACUGUUUUACAUAAUAGUGCAUCAAAAUCUACAUAAAUACAUACUACUUUGUAAGAUGCAUACAUUAUAGUGGCUUAUUUGUUGAGAUUUCUGAUCUGUCAUUACAUCUUAUAGAUUGUGCUAUAUUUUAGAAUGGUUUACCACACUGUAAGGAUAGAUGGAUUUGCCAUUGCCAUUAAUUUUCAGGUAAGCCAUGUAGUAAGAGCAGUCUGGUUUGAAUGCAUGAGGUAAGUCUCCAAAGUGCCUAUCUGAAUGUUUAUUUAUCCUCCUGCCUUAUUCAGACAGUUGCUUAUGAUUGAAUGAUCAACUGAAAUGCUUUACAUUUUUAAUGCAAUAAUCUGUUUCAGAUUAUGCUCAUGUAUGAGAGUGUCCUUAAUUACAUGGUAUAGUUAAGUUUACUGCAUUAGUAGGGAAGCACUACUUGUCUGCCUUCGACUAAAGCUUUUUAUGUUUAUUGCUUUAUCAAUUACUCUGGGGAAAAAUGUAUGUGACUGUAAAACUGCAGUCUUCAUCUAGAAGGGAGAAUUGUUUUUUAUUUGAAUGUACAAUAUAUGAAGUAUGUCCUGAAUCGUAUAUCUUAUUUUUCUGGGAGGACAUUUUCAUUUUCAUAGUAUGUCUCCUUAGGUUUUGAUUUUGAAAAACAUUGAUGAUUGUUUACUACCAAAAAGCUUUUGGGAAUGCUUUUUGGCCGUGCAUUAUAUCCAGUGAGGUGUAUAUUAUAUUUUUAGGAGACAGUCUGGCCAACAUAAACUAAACGAGUGAGUUUAUACCUAAUCUGAUGAUCGUUUGGGGUUCUUGGGUUAAAAUCUGGAAUGUGCAAGUAUAAGAAUAACACUACAGAGCUGUCAGUCUGAAAAUGCCGUAUGAUAAUUCAUGCAGGGGGAGAGAGUGAUGUACAACCUUAUGACUUCUUUGAGGUUUAUUUGAAGCUUCAGCAGGUUGUAUCUGUUUGUCUUGCGAAAGAGUUCUAGGAACUGUGAAACUGAUAGGAAGCUUU
Sinocyclocheilus grahami is the source of this 3424-nucleotide messenger RNA. RefSeq names its product actin-binding protein anillin-like. Gene Ontology annotation, cellular component: actomyosin contractile ring. Lineage: Eukaryota; Metazoa; Chordata; Actinopteri; Cypriniformes; Cyprinidae. Bases 117 to 2309 code for a protein of 730 amino acids. The transcript has 19 exons. Gene Ontology annotation, biological process: mitotic cytokinesis; septin ring organization; actomyosin contractile ring assembly. The record is from RefSeq and is a predicted model, not a curated record.